UGAGAAAAACGAUUGAUUAAAUUAAAUAAUGUAUAAUAAUAAGUGUCGUCUAAGGCAAGCAUGUUAAGUUAAGGCAUGCUGCACUUGAGCAGCAGCAGCUGCAUGCAAUUUGCAUGUGCAAGUUCAAAAACGCCGCAACUCAGUUGAGAAUCGAUUUUUCAAACACAAUCAAAAAAUAACAGAAUGUGCCAUUUACAAAUAUAAUAUACAUAAAUCAAAAAUCAAAGACUAGAAACUUAGAAUCCACAAUGCCAGAGAAUUUGGAACUGCAUCAGUUCGUGGAUGGGACACGAACGGGAGAGAUCUCAAAUCAAUGGCUGGAACGUCUGAGGAAUCGCGUUAAUUGCCCAUAUUUGGGCAUCAUACUGGCCACCCUCUCAUCGCUGUUCUUCUCGUUGUGCUCGGUGAUUGUAAAGGGCCUGGUCGAUGUCAAUCCCAUGGAGCUGGCAUCGUUUCGCUUUGUGGGCGUCCUCCUGCCUACGAUACCCAUACUGAUCUACACAAGGCAGCCCGUUUUUCCAGAGGGCAAACGGGUCAUACUGAUGCUGCGCUGCUUUAUGGGCACCACGGGUCUGAUGCUCAGCUUCUAUGCUUUCCGACAUAUGCCGCUCGCGGAUGCCAGUGUGAUCAUCUUCUCCACACCCGUGUUCGUUGCGAUUUUCGCACGCGCCUUCCUCAAGGAGCCGUGCACGCUUUUCAAUGUGCUCACAAUUAAUAUGACGCUGCUUGGCGUUGUGCUCAUCACCCGGCCGCCCUGGGUCUUUGGCGAUCCGGUGUCCGAGCUGGAGACCGAAAAGUAUUCAGAUAAAACCUACGAUAUUUGGGGACCAGUUGCUGCCAUAUCAUCCACGCUGUUCGGUGCCAAUGUUUAUAUCCUGCUGCGUGCGCUGAAGAAUCUCCACUUCUCGGUGAUCAUGACAAAUUUUGGUGCCAUCGCCCUCGUCUACACCCUGAUCGUGUGCGGAUCUAUCGGCGCCGUCUGCUGGCCCAGUUGUGGACGUGAUCGCUGGCUGGUCGUUGUGCUUGGCAUCUUUAGUUUUUUGGGCCAAAUUCUGCUAACGCUCUCGCUGCAGGUGGAACAGGCCGGACCAGUGGCCAUAGCACGCUGUGCCGACAUCGUCUUUGCCUUCAUCUGGCAGAUGAUAUUCUUUGGCGAGGCGCCCAAUGCGUACUCCUUGUUCGGAGCCCUAAUGGUCGUCAGCUCGGUGAUUUUGACUGCCAUGAAGAAGUGGGCAAUGACCCUGCCGCGAGAGUCCUCGUUGCGCAGACGUUUGCGAGUCAUUCUCCUGGAGUAGGACGCAACCAGGUCGCAGUAGUUGUAGUCUUAGUUAAUGGAAUGCUUUAGAUACGUAAGUGGUUUCUCUCAACUACGCCGGCGGACAACGUUUACAAAUCAAAUUUGUUGGGCAUCUGGGAACAAGGCUCAAUAACUAAUUUAGUCGUCGCUCGCAAAUUAGAACGUUUUGUUUGAAAAAAGAAGUACAUAUAUAUAUAUUCGAUUUUCUGAUCAAUUUCUUCUUCACAAAUUCUCUGCUUAGAAGCAGAUGAAAUAUAGCAAAAAUAAUACUCUCACAUAUAUAGAAGAAUUUCAAAUUGAUUUCAUUGAAAUUAGUAUUCUAAUUUCUAAACGCUAUAAUUUUCGAGCGGCAAACGUACUUAAACUAAUUCAUACACUUUAGACUUGGCAUAUUGAAAAGCUCAGCUUAGUAUAAUAAUAAUAAGCGCAUUAUAUAAAGACACCUACAUAUACUUCACAUAGGAAUAAAGUUUUAAAGUUUCGAGCGUGAUACUCUCAUACCAUCAAAGAAAUGUUCAUACAUAUGACUAUGAUAUACAUUCAUAACUACAUUUAUGUUUUAGUUUAGCCAAAUUCAUUGAGUUGUUGUUUUGUACAUUGUUAUACAUGCUUACACUAAAGUAAUUCGAUAAAAGAACAAAACUAAAUAA
Messenger RNA from Drosophila grimshawi, 1947 nucleotides. Its product is annotated as solute carrier family 35 member G1. Gene Ontology annotation, cellular component: membrane. The record is from RefSeq and is a predicted model, not a curated record. The transcript has 2 exons. The coding region runs from base 249 to 1295 and encodes 348 amino acids. NCBI's taxonomy places the organism in Eukaryota, Metazoa, Arthropoda, Insecta, Diptera, Drosophilidae.